Helianthus annuus (common sunflower) is the source of this 714-nucleotide messenger RNA. Its product is annotated as CEN-like protein 2. Gene Ontology annotation, biological process: negative regulation of flower development; vegetative to reproductive phase transition of meristem. The transcript has 5 exons. Bases 38 to 565 code for a protein of 175 amino acids. Lineage: Eukaryota; Viridiplantae; Streptophyta; Magnoliopsida; Asterales; Asteraceae. The record is from RefSeq and is a predicted model, not a curated record. Gene Ontology annotation, cellular component: cytoplasm; nucleus.
ACAUUCGGUCACAAAUAAAAACCUUCCGGUUUAACAAAUGGCAAGACUAACAUCAGAUCAUCCUCUGGUGAUUGGGCGGAUCGUCGGCGAUGUUGUCGAUAGCUUCGUUCCAAGCGUGAAUAUGUGUGUAAAAUACAACUCAUCAAACCAAGUGUACAAUGGUCAUGAACUGUUUCCUUCUUCUGUCACUGUUAAACCUAGGGUUGAUGUUCAUGGUGGUGACAUGAGGUCCUUCUUUACACUGAUAAUGACAGAUCCAGAUGUUCCUGGUCCUAGUGAUCCAUAUCUCAGGGAGCAUUUACACUGGAUAGUUACUGAUAUCCCAGGCACCACUGACUCCUCUUUUGGAAAAGAGAGAAUGCGCUAUGAGAUGCCGAGGCCAAACAUCGGCAUUCAUAGAUAUGUGUUUCUCCUUUUCAAGCAAAAGGGAAGACAGACCGUGAGCUGCCCAUCUUCAAGAGACCGAUUCAACACUAGAGCCUUUGCUCGUGAAAAUGAUUUGGGUUUACCAGUUACUGCUAUUUUCUUCAAUUGUCAACGAGAAACUGCUGCCAGAAGACGGUAGUUAAUUAUUGUUGAAAUCAAAUAAUAAAUUAAUCACGAAAUAAAUAAUCGAGGAGGCCAAUGUAACUCCUUGCAACUUUGUAGUUCCAUCUAAAUAAGCACAAUAUAAAUUGGUUGUAUGGUAUUUUCAAGUGAUCAAACAAGUUCUUC